AUGGACGGAAAUAUGAGAGAGUGCUGGCUGACACUAACCGACACGUCCGAAGCUAUGACUGGCUUCUUGGAGACGACCAUAUUGGACUACUGCAAUACCAGACCAACCACGAAGCGGAGCACUUGCGAAAAUAAUAUGCGAGUGCUGAGAAAUCGACGUUCUUUCUCGAGCGAUUCACUCUUGCUUGACUGGAAUUCUCAGGCUGGACUUAGUGGAGUAUUGAGAAGGGCUUGCUUCUCCUUCGUCAUUGCCACUCUCCAACGAAAUCAGGAGUGGAAAUUAAAAAUGGCUGUUCCCUUCCUAAGAGUGGUCACGCUACUUUUCUUGUAUUCGGGGCUUUGUUUCGCGCGCACACUUUCCGGAGCGAACAAAGCUGAUUCCAAAGUUGAAAAUCAUGUGGAGGUGACUCCUCUUAGACAUGGUUUAGCAGAAUUGCUGUUCGCUGAACAAGAAAUCAGGCAGGACUCAAACUUUGAUUGUGGACAAGAUCAUCUCGAGCCUCAUACUGAAGAUAAACCAUUUCCCUGCGGCUUCAGCACUUUAAGAGAAGAUCGUCCUGUACUUCUCAGUGGGAUGGAAGCAGCAGAUAAGACCAAGGGUUAUCGGAAGGAUCACAAAGAAGUCCCAAAUCUUGGUCGCAACUUGUUCAGAGAAAGCAAGCUUGAAAUUCUUCAAAGGCUCCCACGAAACACUCCAACUCGGCACUCCUGCCCGAAUAGAGGAACGAGUGACGGGCCAGGUCCUCUCUGAAAAUAUGUUCUCGACAAAUUGUAGCUUUGUCAUCCAAGGCAUUGUAUUGCAAAGUAUUAUGAUCCUGGCUGAGAACUUCCCCAUCUGAGACUUAAGGUAGGAUGUACGCAAGCUAUCCUGUACGUACUUUGUGCAUCGAAUAUAGACCAAAUUAUCAAAUUCUUAUCAAAUUUUGCAAUUUCGAAGAGUUUUAGAUUUUUACAGUAUGCAAACCAAAAACACG
Messenger RNA from Marchantia polymorpha subsp. ruderalis, 973 nucleotides. The record is from the annotation of a GenBank genome assembly. Lineage: Eukaryota; Viridiplantae; Streptophyta; Marchantiopsida; Marchantiales; Marchantiaceae.